UGAAAAACAAGGUUUUUUUCUCUGACCGGGACAGUUUCUGCAGUGAAACGGCCUUCAGACAUGCAGCCUGACAACAUCUCCACAUCAUCUCAUCUCCCAUCAUGUCAGAGUCAUGUGUCAGUCAGUGCUCCUGCUUUUGUGUUGGACCUGCACGAUUCCAGUUCUCCAGACUUGCAGAGAAAAAAAGCCAGAAUUGAUUCUUCAGAUAAUAGAUCAGCUAUCACCUGCUUUGGUAAAGUGACUGUGACUCUUGAUCGAGAAGUUGUAUCGGAUGGAUGCUGUUCAAAUGAGAAGGAAGCAAGUGAAUCAGCUUAUAAAGUUUUAUGGCAACAUUUAUGCAUCGAUGCUUUAAGUGAAGGUCAGACAUACAAGUCAGCCAUUCUGGAAUAUUUCAACAAACAUGGCUUCCAAAACCCGGCAGAAGAGUUUGUUCAAAAUGACGACGACACAACCAUCUGCAAACUGAGACUCAGCGGCGCUUUUAUUUUUCAUGACACAGUCGGUUCCACCAAGAAGAAACAGGCAGAGCAACAGGCGGCUGAAGUUGCUCUGAAACAUCUAGCAAAAAUCCUCAACCGUGGUCCAAUAUCAGAAACUGAGAAAAACUUUAAAGGUGUUCUGAAGGAGAGUUUAGAAACACAUGCUCUCAGCGCUCCUGUUUAUGACACAGACAGUAAAGACGUUCCUGGAGGAACCGGCCCAGAACCUUCAAACCUUUGCGUCAUUCAGACACCAGUGAAACAACCUUCAGUCCUCUCCACAUCAUCUCAUCUCCCAUCAUGUCAGAGUCGUGCUUCUGUGUCUGUGUUGGACCCUCAAGAUUCCAGUUCUCCAGACUUACAGAGAAAAAAAGCCAGAAUUGAUUCUACAGAAAUUGACAUGCUGCUCACCGUAUGGAAUCUCAAACCGCCACAUGUGAAGGUCGAGAACAUUGAGUAUGAUGAGAACUUCAAAUGUACUGUGGAAAUCAACUUGGAAAAUUUUACUUUUACAAACAAACAAGGCUAUGACACCAAGAAGAAAGCCAUUCACAAAACCUACAUGUUAUUCGGCUGCGCAAUGGGAAUUUUUGAAGCUAGUAUAGAUGAAAAGACAUCCAGUUUGCAAGUAAAGCAGCACUUCUCUCAGAAAUCUCUCGCCCUUCCUCAGGAAGAUGUUGAAGGUUCUGCAAAGGCAUUCUGUUGCUCACUAAAGAACAUAACUUACAGUGUUAUCUAUGAGGAACAAGGGCCUUCAGAGUGCGAAGCCAAGUUACUUGUUCUCAAGAAAGCUCUAGGUGCACUAUCACCUUUAUUUGACUAUACAUCACUAACUGCAGCGAAUAGUCCUGAAAAAGUGCAGGAUCAACUGAGCUUCAUGUUAAAGGGGGCUGAUCAGAAAGAUCCAGUGAUCUCACUGGACGGGUCGCUGGUGAAGACCUCCAUCCGGCUGAAUUUCACGGAUCAUACAGUCAAGUGCACAUGCAAAAGCAGCAAGAAAGCUGCUCGGAAUCAUCUCAGUUUACGCAUACUGAGCCUGCUGGGGGUGAAGACAGACUCAGACAGUCAGUCUCUGAGAAACCGUUUAGAUGAGUGGUUUAAACAGCAGAAUCUAGCGCAGCCUGUGUUUGAAGACACUGAAGAAGCCCUCGGAGCAAAAGCGACAUUCUCUGUUCAGUUCACCUGCUGUAGUCCAGGUUGGGAGAACAGCUGGGAAACAGCGAAAAAGAAGCUGGUUGAAGAACUCAAGCAGAGAUUUCAGUUUCUAAACGACUAAAACACAAAAAAUCUGAUAUCUGCCACAAAUGUUUUUUUUGUAUGAAUGGAGUAUUUGACUUAAUCCGGUUGUACUUUAAGAAAAAUGCACAUGUCUUUGAAAUAGAAUUUUUUAGGUGGUAAAACACAGUAAACUUUAAUUCAUUCAAGAGGGCUUUAAAAACAAACACACAAAAGUUACUUUAAUUAGGAGCUUUAAUAUUCUUGGAUGAAACCAUUUUUAAUAUUUAUAACAAACAACGGUUGGUACAACAUUCAUGUUGACUACAACUCAAUAAUGGACCAUCAGUAUACUUUAUAUCAGUGCUGGAAAUUUGUAAUGCGAUGUGCAUCUGUGCAAUUGACAAAUGGUGUAUUUGUCUUUUUCUACUGUUUUAAGAACAUAUGAAUUCUGAAAUGUGAGCUUCAAAUGUUGAUCUCAAUUGCCCAUGAAUUGUUUGUUUCACACUGUGGAUUGUGCAAUUUUAAGGCUAUAAUAAACUAAUAAAGCUAAUAAACAAAACAUUUAC
Messenger RNA from Triplophysa rosa, 2263 nucleotides. RefSeq lists its product as uncharacterized. NCBI's taxonomy places the organism in Eukaryota, Metazoa, Chordata, Actinopteri, Cypriniformes, Nemacheilidae. The transcript has 10 exons. The record is from RefSeq and is a predicted model, not a curated record. The coding region runs from base 61 to 1755 and encodes 564 amino acids.